CGCACUCGGAGGCCGGCCGGCGGACGCGGUGUGGGUGCGCGGGGCGCGCGGGCGGCUGAGCGGCGCGGGACCACGAGCCCGGCUUCGGGUGCGACCGGCGUUCCUCGGGCGGCGGAGGCGGAGCGGCGGAGCGGGCUCCGGGCGAGGUCUUACUUUGUGUCCGAGACUGUUUGAGAAAUCACUGUAUCCUGGGCUGGCUGUUACCUCAAGCUGGAGACCAUGGCCAAAAUGGAGGUGAAAUCCUCACUUCUGGACAAUAUGAUUGGCGUUGGAGAUAUGGUUCUUUUAGAGCCUCUCAAUGAGGAGACAUUCAUCGACAACCUCAAGAAGCGCUUUGAUCACAAUGAGAUCUAUACAUACAUUGGGAGUGUGGUUAUAUCUGUUAACCCCUACCGGUCUUUGCCCAUUUAUUCGCCUGAGAAAGUGGAAGAUUACAGAAACAGAAAUUUUUAUGAGCUGAGCCCUCACAUCUUUGCUUUGUCAGAUGAGGCAUACAGAUCCCUCCGUGAUCAAGAUAAAGACCAGUGCAUUCUCAUUACAGGGGAGAGCGGAGCAGGAAAAACAGAGGCCAGCAAGCUUGUCAUGUCCUAUGUCGCAGCCGUGUGUGGAAAAGGAGCCGAAGUUAACCAAGUAAAGGAGCAGCUUCUCCAGUCCAACCCUGUCCUGGAAGCUUUUGGGAAUGCCAAGACUGUAAGGAAUGACAACUCCUCUAGAUUUGGCAAAUAUAUGGACAUUGAAUUCGACUUUAAAGGCGACCCACUGGGAGGGGUGAUAAGCAACUAUCUGCUAGAGAAAUCCCGUGUUGUCAAGCAGCCGAGAGGGGAAAGAAACUUCCAUGUGUUCUAUCAGCUGCUGUCCGGGGCCUCCGAGGAGCUCCUCCACAAGCUUAAACUCGAGCGGGAUUUCAGCAGAUACAACUACCUGAGUCUGGACUCUGCCAAAGUUAACGGUGUGGAUGACGCCGCCAACUUCAGGACCGUGAGGAAUGCCAUGCAGAUCGUGGGCUUCAUGGAUCACGAGGCUGAGUCUGUCCUGGAGGUAGUAGCAGCCGUUUUGAAACUGGGGAACAUCGAGUUCAAGCCCGAAUCACGAGUGAAUGGUUUGGAUGAAAGCAAAAUCAAAGAUAAAAACGAGUUAAAAGAAAUCUGUGAGCUCACCAGCAUCGACCAGUUGGUUCUAGAAAGAGCAUUCAGUUUCCGAACAGUUGAAGCGAAGCAGGAGAAGGUUUCCACCACACUGAACGUGGCUCAGGCUUAUUAUGCCCGAGAUGCCCUGGCUAAAAACCUCUACAGCAGAUUGUUUUCAUGGCUGGUAAAUCGCAUCAAUGAAAGCAUUAAGGCACAAACCAAAGUGAGAAAGAAGGUCAUGGGUGUUCUGGACAUUUAUGGCUUUGAAAUAUUUGAGGACAACAGUUUUGAGCAAUUCAUUAUUAAUUAUUGUAAUGAAAAGCUUCAACAAAUCUUCAUCGAACUCACCCUGAAAGAAGAGCAAGAGGAGUACAUACGGGAGGACAUAGAAUGGACCCACAUCGACUACUUCAACAAUGCCAUCAUUUGUGACCUGAUAGAGAAUAACACAAAUGGAAUCUUGGCCAUGCUGGAUGAAGAGUGCCUGAGGCCUGGCACCGUCACUGACGAGACCUUCCUGGAGAAGCUGAACCAAGUGUGCGCCACCCACCAGCACUUCGAGAGCAGGAUGAGCAAAUGCUCCCGAUUCCUCAACGACACCUCCUUGCCUCACAGCUGCUUCCGAAUCCAGCACUACGCUGGCAAGGUGCUGUACCAGGUGGAAGGAUUUGUUGACAAGAAUAAUGAUUUGCUCUACCGAGACCUGUCUCAAGCCAUGUGGAAGGCUGGCCAUGCCCUCAUCAAGUCUCUGUUCCCUGAAGGGAAUCCCGCAAAGGUCAACCUGAAAAGACCUCCUACAGCAGGGUCACAGUUCAAGGCAUCCGUGGCCACUCUGAUGAAAAACCUACAGACCAAGAAUCCGAACUACAUCAGGUGCAUCAAGCCGAAUGAUAAAAAAGCAGCACACAUUUUCAAUGAGAGCCUCGUAUGCCAUCAGAUCAGGUACCUGGGGCUUUUGGAGAACGUUCGAGUAAGACGAGCAGGCUAUGCUUUCAGGCAGGCCUAUGAACCUUGCCUGGAGAGAUACAAGAUGCUUUGCAAGCAAACAUGGCCUCACUGGAAAGGACCAGCAAGGUCUGGUGUGGAGGUUCUGUUUAAUGAGCUAGAGAUUCCUGUGGAGGAGUACUCCUUUGGCAGAUCCAAGAUAUUCAUCAGAAACCCGAGAACGUUAUUCCAAUUAGAAGACCUAAGGAAGCAGCGGCUGGAGGACCUGGCCACUCUCAUUCAGAAGAUUUAUCGAGGAUGGAAAUGCCGGACACAUUUCCUGCUCAUGAAAAAAAGCCAGGUUGUGAUUUCCGCCUGGUACAGGAGAUAUGCGCAACAAAAGCAGUAUCAGCAGAUAAAGAGCUCAGCCUUGGUGAUCCAGUCUUAUAUCCGGGGCUGGAAGGCUCGAAAAAUCCUGCGGGAGCUGAAGCAUCAGAAGCGCUGUAAGGAGGCCGCCACCACCAUCGCAGCCUACUGGCAUGGCACCCAGGCGCGAAGGGAGCUGAGACGGCUGAAGGAGGAGGCUAGGAAUAAACAUGCUAUUGCAGUUAUUUGGGCUUACUGGCUUGGAUCGAAGGCUCGGAGGGAAUUGAAACGCUUGAAGGAGGAGGCUAGGCGUAAGCAUGCAGUUGCUGUCAUUUGGGCUUACUGGCUUGGACUGAAGGUACGAAGGGAAUACAGGAAAUUUUUUAGAGCAAAUGCUGGAAAGAAAAUCUAUGAGUUCACACUUCAAAGAAUUGUACAAAAAUACUUGUUGGAAAUGAAAAAUAAGAUGCCUUCCUUAUCACCAAUAGACAAAAAUUGGCCAUCAAGACCUUACCUGUUCUUGGAUUCAACUCACAAGGAACUAAAAAGGAUCUUCCACCUGUGGAGGUGUAAAAAAUACAGGGACCAGUUCACAGACCAGCAGAAACUUGUUUAUGAAGAGAAGCUAGAGGCCAGUGAGCUCUUCAAAGACAAGAAGGCCUUAUAUCCUUCUAGUGUUGGGCAACCAUUCCAAGGAGCUUACCUGGAAAUCAACAAGAACCCAAAAUAUAAGAAACUCAAAGAUGCCAUUGAAGAGAAGAUCAUUAUCGCUGAAGUUGUGAACAAAAUUAACCGUGCUAAUGGGAAGAGCACAUCCCGGAUUUUCCUCUUAACAAACAAUAACCUUCUCCUUGCUGAUCAAAAGUCCGGGCAGAUCAAGUCUGAGGUCCCCCUGGUGGAUGUGACCAAGGUCUCCAUGAGCUCACAGAAUGAUGGUUUCUUUGCAGUCCACCUCAAGGAGGGCUCGGAAGCAGCUAGUAAAGGAGACUUUCUCUUCAGCAGUGACCACCUGAUUGAAAUGGCCACCAAGCUGUACCGCACGACUCUCAGCCAAACCAAACAGAAGCUCAAUAUCGAGAUUUCCGAUGAGUUCCUGGUACAGUUCAGACAGGACAAGGUGUGUGUGAAGUUUAUUCAAGGAAGCCAGAAGAAUGGGAGUGUGCCAACCUGCAAACGGAAGAACAACAGGCUCCUGGAGGUCGCUGUCCCUUAAGUGCGGCUCCUCGGCCCUCAUGGACUGUCUCUUUGUAAUAGUGCAAUUUGAUUUGGCUUUAUUUGGGGCUCACUGUAUGGGAAUUGCCAAAGGCUAGCUGUUAAGAGUCCUUUGUCAAAAUUAAAAGUAUUUGGCUAAUCGGUUUUAAUUCUUGGAAUAGUUAAUUCUUAAGUCCACAUUCUGUCCUGGGCAGGAUUAUAGAAAUUAACAGUGUCUGUUUCCAUGUCAUAUGUGUUUUCUCCUUAGUUACCAUUUCAGACAUGUGUAUCCUAAACCCACAUAUUACCCGUAAAUCAUUAGUACAUGUAAGCGUAGGCGGGGGCUUACAUUCAUUUAUCAGCUAUUUAUUGAAGGCCUACUUUUUGCUGGGCACUAUGCUGAACUUAUUAGGAGCCUUUCUAUUUCUAAAGCUGUUGCCUUCUGGCUGAUUUGUGCUGGCAAAACAACAGCUAAGAAGGUUAAGAGGUUGAGGCCAAGUGAUACUUCUAGUGCUGAGAGUGUCGGUAGGAACCCAGUAGACUGGGGUAAACAGUAGACACACUGAGAGGCCAUGGUCCUGGGAGGAGUAGAGAUAGGCGAUUGGGUAAAGUUUCCUUACGUUUUGUUUGUUUUGUUUUGUUUUGUUUUUAAUCUAUUUGAAAAAGAGACAACUGACAUUUAGAUAUAAACCUCGGUUUGUUCAGGUCCCCUGUGAUUACCUUCUGUUAGAAAACAGAAGUCAUUCUCCGUUUAGACAAGGUAACUGAAGCAGACCAGCAGAAUGCAUUGUUCUGGUUGCAGAGGAGCUUGAGGUAGGACCCUAGAAGUCCACAGUGUACCCCUCAGUCAUUAGCUUUUGAAGUGACACAGUAAGAAAGGGCUGAGAGCUCAGAGUGGCAGAUCUUCUCUUUGACGUGCAAUAAGACAUCCAAGAUCACUUUUGAAAGUUUUAUUUAUAAUAUACUUUUUUUUUGUAUGAGAGAGCUGAUUGGUACAGGGUGUGUAUUUUAGUAAAAAAUCAAAAUUAAGUUAGAAUUAGUUUUCAGGGCUUUUGGUUUUUUUGUUUUAUUUUUAUUCUUUCUUCAAAAUUUCCAACAAGGAUUCACUUUGGAAAGCACAUUUUAAACUCUGGAAUUAAAUUGUUUCUUAUUUGGGAUGAUAAUGUAUAUACAUUGGCAUUGUGUUAAAUAAUAAAAUUGUUCUAAUUUGGUGCCA
This is a messenger RNA of Meriones unguiculatus (Mongolian gerbil), 4824 nucleotides long. RefSeq names its product myosin IB (gene Myo1b). Lineage: Eukaryota; Metazoa; Chordata; Mammalia; Rodentia; Muridae. Gene Ontology annotation, molecular function: ATP binding; actin filament binding; microfilament motor activity. The transcript is spliced from 32 exons. The record is from RefSeq and is a predicted model, not a curated record. The coding region runs from base 220 to 3630 and encodes 1136 amino acids. Gene Ontology annotation, biological process: vesicle transport along actin filament; actin filament organization. Gene Ontology annotation, cellular component: vesicle; brush border; actin cytoskeleton.